GCAAACACCCUAAAUACUGUUCAGAGCUACUGAACAGACAUCACCACGGGCGCCACCUAUUGGGUGUUUGUGAAACUGCGUCACUUUACCGUUGGUUCGCAUUAAUUUUUGUAUUGCUUCGGUUCUAACGGUGCAGGCGGACAGGGAGAGAUUGAUACCCGCAAAACAAAGGGAGUUAAAUUAUUUACAGGGUAUCGCAUCAUUCUGCCUGUUUCAAAUAUUUGCAUAGAGAGUUACCCUCAAAUUCGAUUCGCUAUGGGAUAAACAAAUUUAAAGCCUUUUUAACAAUUCUUUGGGUUCGUUAAAUAACUAAAGUAGGCACAAAACUUGUUAAACUCGUUGACCAAUCUGCUAUAAAAGCGCAUAUCAAAGCAACUGCUCGAGCAGAUGAAGCUGGCUACAGGUGUAAAAUAAGGUUAGAGAAGUUAACACCAGAUCGAUUAUAAUAUUAGCUGGUCAACAUGUGCGGCAUUUUAGCCAUAUUCUCAGCGACUGGAAGAGCUAUUGGAAAAAGGCGUUUUCAAGGCAGCGAACACAGUUUGCGGGAGCUGGCCUAUCGACAGAGUGGGAGGCAACGGCAUCGCGGACCCGACGAUACGGGUGUCCUUGUUAUAGAGGAGCAGGGCGUGGCUUUGGUGCAUGAACGACUCGCUGUCAUUGGCGUGGAAACAGGACAUCAGCCGCUGGUGUCGCAGGAUGGCAACGUUGCCUUGAUAGCCAACGGCGAGAUCUACAACUAUGUGGAGCUGACCAAGCAGAUUGGCAAACGGUUGCCCGGCUAUCAGCCCAAGAGCGACUGCAAUGUGAUAAUCGAGCUGUAUGAGGAGCAUGGCAAGGAUCUGCUCCAGCACAUCACAGGUAUGUUCAGCUUUGUGCUCUACGAUCGUCGCAGCCGACAACUGCUGGUGGCACGCGAUCCCUUUGGCAUUAUUCCACUCUACAUGGGCCAGGACGCGCAGGGCAACAUGUGGUUUGCCUCGGAGAUGAAGUGCCUGAUGGGCGUGUGCGAGCAGUUGCAGGUCUUUCCUCCCGGUCAUCUGGCAGCGGGCACAGUGAAGCAGCAGCUCCAGCCCGUGCGCUACUACAAUCCGAGCUGGCGCCAGUUGACACCCACCCGGCAGGUGAAUCUGCAAGAGCUGCGCCAGCAACUGGAGCUAGCUGUGCGUACGCAUUUGCAGUGUGACGUGCCCUUUGGUGCGCUGCUCUCCGGUGGCGUGGACUCCAGCUUGAUAGCCUCUAUAGCUGCCAGGAUUAUGAGGGAACGAGACCCUAACUAUAAGCUGCGCACCUUCUCGGUGGGCAUGCCCGGCUCGCCAGAUUUCGAGCAUGCACGCCUGGUGGCCCAGCACAUUGGCAGCCAGCACUCGGAGAUCAGCUUCACUGUGGAGGACUGCCUGGAUGGUGUGCGCGAUCUGAUCUAUCAUCUCGAAUCAUAUGAUAUAGCCACUGUGCGUUGCAGCCUGCCCAUGUUCUACCUGUCCCGGCAUGUGAAGAGCACUGGCAUCAAGAUGAUACUCUCUGGCGAGGGCGCGGAUGAAAUCUUUGGUGGGUAUCUCUAUUUCCACAAGGCGCCCAACUACGAGCAGUUCCACGAGGAGAUGGUCACACGCUGUGAGCAGCUGCAUGUCUCUGACAUAUUGCGUGCCAACAAGGUGACCAUGUCCAAGGGGCUGGAGCUGCGUGUGCCCUUCCUGGACACCCAGCUGGUGAACCAUGUGAUGGGCAUACGUCCGCAGGACAAGAUUCCAGGUGCUUUAAAUGAAUUCGCAGGUGAACGCAAGUGGCGCAUGGAAAAGUUUGUGUUGCGCGAAGCUUUCGCUGGCGAUUACCUGCCAGACGCUGUGCUCUGGCGUCAGAAAGAGCAAUUCUCGGAUGGCGUGGGCUACGCCCUCAUCGAUGCCCUGCCCGAAUUUGCGGCUCGUCAUGUGACCGAUGCCCAGCUCCACUCGGCAGAACAACGUUUUCCCAUCAAUCCGCCCAAGACCAAGGAGGGCUACUACUAUCGCUGCAUCUUCGAGGAGCAGUUCCCGGGAAAAGCAGCCGCCAACACUGUGGAGAAGUGGGCGCCACGCCUGGACUGGGGUUGUCCGGAGGAUCCUUCAGGGCGGGCACAGGCCGCACAUGAUCAAGCCUAUGGAAAGUGUUAAAUAUUUUCAUUUCUUGU
Messenger RNA from Drosophila hydei, 2164 nucleotides. RefSeq names its product probable asparagine synthetase [glutamine-hydrolyzing]. Gene Ontology annotation, cellular component: cytosol. The coding region runs from base 462 to 2147 and encodes 561 amino acids. The record is from RefSeq and is a predicted model, not a curated record. The transcript has a single exon. NCBI's taxonomy places the organism in Eukaryota, Metazoa, Arthropoda, Insecta, Diptera, Drosophilidae. Gene Ontology annotation, molecular function: asparagine synthase (glutamine-hydrolyzing) activity.